Messenger RNA from Anguilla anguilla (European eel), 1276 nucleotides. Its product is annotated as leucine-rich repeat-containing protein 52-like. The record is from RefSeq and is a predicted model, not a curated record. Gene Ontology annotation, molecular function: transmembrane transporter binding; potassium channel activator activity; voltage-gated potassium channel activity. The coding region runs from base 1 to 951 and encodes 316 amino acids. Gene Ontology annotation, cellular component: voltage-gated potassium channel complex. The transcript is spliced from 2 exons. NCBI's taxonomy places the organism in Eukaryota, Metazoa, Chordata, Actinopteri, Anguilliformes, Anguillidae.
AUGCGCUUUUCCCGUGGUCGCAACGCGCAGUCACUGUGGCUCGUAUUUCUGCGAGCAUUUGUCAUGGGGGCUGCACCGACCCCUGCUUUAACCGCGGAGUGCCCAAACCGAUGUUCUUGCGACAACCAGCUUGCGGUUCAGUGCGUGGGUCAGGACCUAACUUACUUUCCUCCGGAUUUUCCACUCGCCACCAGGCAGCUUCUCCUUUCCAACAACCGUAUUACGGAGUUGCCGGCGGUAAUACUCAACUACUUGUCCGACUUGGUGUUUCUAGACUGCAGUAACAACACUCUCUCUGAGAUCUCAGAAUCUACCUUUGGAAACCUCCGCAAACUGGCUUACCUGGAUCUCUCCUUCAACGCCCUGGCACAAAUCGAUGGAAGGACGUUCGGACCAUUGGUAAGUCUUGUGAUGCUCAAGUUGACGGACAACCUUGGACUGUCCGAGAUCCACCCUGACGCCUUGUCGGAGAACACAGCGCUACAGGUACUAGACGUCAGCCGGAACAACCUGACGUCUCUCAACAUCAGCUCCCUCAUCUUGCUACCAUCCCUCCGCUCCAUCGCCCUCAGCGGGAAUCCCUGGCGCUGCGAUUGUGACACCGAGGACCUUUGUCUGUGGAUGCAGAUCGAAGGGUCCAGGUUUCAAGACGAGGGGAAGACGGUGUGCCAGGGGCCCCCGGACAUGGAAGGCCGGUGGCUGUCGGAAGUGGGCAUGCAGUUGCGGACGGAUUGCCACCAGAGACUGGGCUACCAGGAUUAUAUCUUCCUCACUUCUGUUGGUUUCCUCAUCUUCUCUGCUGGCACGGUGUCGGCCUGGGUGAUGGGUGUGCUUAUGGUUCUGUACGAGCGCUACAACAAGAAUGCCAAUGGGCAUGAGGAUGAGGAUGAGGAGGAGGGAGGAGUCACUCACGGCAAUGGGGACCUCAGUAAGCCUGGCGUGAAGGUGUGAAGGCGUGUUCUGUGGUCUGGAAGUGUGGUCGCCGACACGACAGGGUGAAUACACAUGUAUUCACCCUGUUGACAUGCAGAGGCACCAGGAGCUGGAUAACAGCGAGCUUUAGUGUCUAUAGGCAGGUUAUUGCUGUUGAAGUGUGCUUUAGUGUUUGAUAAAUUAGGAAAAGCAAACCACGGUGUAAGACCCUCUACUAAGAAACGAUCGCUGGUUUAGGUGUGGGUAUAUCCCUAUGGUGCACUCUAAAAGGUAAUAUUUCUGGCUGGUCAGCACUGGGUCUGAAAAUGAACUUUCAGAAACAUGUGUGAGAUUAAGGCCUUAA